GCCUGCGCAGAUCUCUUCAAAGCAGAAGGUCGCGUUUGGAGGAAGUGGCGGCUUUGGGUCUCGUGACCGAGUCUCCGUUACUACUUUUCGGAAGCUCCUCUCGGCCGCUUGCCGGGACACUCCGCCGCCAAGAUGCCUCGAAUUAUGAUCAAAGGGGGCGUGUGGAGGAACACCGAGGAUGAAAUUCUGAAAGCAGCAGUAAUGAAAUAUGGGAAAAACCAGUGGUCUAGGAUUGCCUCGUUGCUGCAUAGAAAAUCAGCAAAGCAGUGCAAAGCCAGAUGGUAUGAAUGGCUGGAUCCAAGCAUUAAGAAAACAGAGUGGUCCAGAGAAGAAGAGGAAAAACUCUUGCACUUGGCUAAGUUGAUGCCAACUCAGUGGAGGACUAUUGCUCCAAUCAUUGGAAGAACAGCGGCUCAGUGCUUGGAACACUAUGAAUUUCUCCUGGACAAAACUGCCCAAAGAGACAAUGAAGAGGAAACAACAGAUGAUCCACGAAAACUUAAACCUGGAGAAAUAGAUCCAAAUCCAGAAACAAAACCAGCACGGCCUGAUCCAAUUGAUAUGGAUGAGGAUGAACUUGAGAUGCUUUCUGAAGCUAGAGCCCGCCUGGCUAAUACUCAGGGAAAGAAGGCCAAGAGGAAAGCAAGAGAAAAACAAUUGGAAGAAGCAAGGCGUCUUGCUGCCCUCCAAAAAAGAAGAGAACUUCGAGCAGCUGGCAUAGAAAUUCAGAAGAAAAGAAAAAAGAAAAGAGGAGUUGAUUAUAAUGCUGAAAUCCCAUUUGAAAAAAAGCCUGCUCUUGGUUUUUAUGAUACUUCUGAGGAAAACUACCAGGCCCUUGAUGCAGAUUUUAGGAAAUUAAGACAACAGGAUCUUGAUGGGGAACUUAGAUCUGAGAAAGAAGGAAGAGAUAGAAAAAAAGACAAACAGCAUUUGAAAAGGAAAAAAGAAUCUGAUUUGCCAUCAGCUAUUCUUCAAACUAGUGGUGUUUCUGAAUUUACUAAAAAGAGAAGCAAACUAGUUCUUCCUGCUCCUCAGAUUUCAGAUGCAGAACUUCAGGAAGUUGUAAAAGUAGGCCAAGCAAGUGAAAUUGCACGUCAAACUGCUGAGGAAUCUGGCAUAACAAAUUCUGCUUCCAGUACUCUUUUGUCUGAGUACAAUGUCACCAACAAUAGCAUUGCUCUUAGAACACCCCGAACACCAGCUUCCCAGGACAGAAUUCUGCAGGAAGCCCAGAACCUCAUGGCCUUGACCAAUGUGGACACCCCAUUAAAAGGUGGACUUAAUACCCCAUUGCAUGAGAGUGACUUCUCAGGUGUGACUCCACAGCGGCAAGUCGUACAGACUCCAAACACAGUUCUUUCUACCCCAUUCAGGACUCCUUCUAAUGGAGCUGAAGGGCUAACUCCCCGGAGUGGAACAACCCCCAAACCAGUUACUAAUUCUACUCCAGGUAGAACUCCACUUAGAGAUAAGUUAAACAUUAAUCCAGAAGAUGGAAUGGCAGACUAUAGUGAUCCCUCUUAUGUGAAACAGAUGGAAAGAGAAUCUCGUGAACAUCUCCGAUUAGGAUUGUUAGGACUUCCUGCCCCUAAGAAUGAUUUUGAAAUCGUUUUACCUGAAAAUGCUGAGAAGGAGCUGGAAGACCGUGAAGUAGAUGAUACUUACAUCGAAGAUGCUGCUGACGUGGAUGCUCGAAAGCAGGCCAUACGAGAGGCAGAGCGUGUAAAGGAAAUGAAACGAAUGCACAAAGCUGUCCAGAAAGAUUUGCCAAGACCAUCUGAAGUGAAUGAAACUAUUCUAAGACCCUUAAAUGUAGAACCACCUCUAACAGAUUUACAGAAAAGUGAAGAACUAAUCAAAAAAGAAAUGAUCACAAUGCUUCAUUAUGACCUUCUACAUCACCCCUAUGAGCCAUCUGGAAAUAAGAAAGGAAAAACUGUUGUAUUUGGUACUAACAAUUCCGAGCACAUUGCUUAUCUGGAACAUAACCCUUAUGAAAAGUUCUCCAAAGAAGAGCUGAAAAAGGCCCAGGAUGUUCUUGUGCAGGAGAUGGAAGUGGUAAAACAAGGAAUGAGCCAUGGAGAACUCUCCAGUGAAGCUUAUAACCAGGUGUGGGAAGAAUGCUACAGUCAAGUUUUAUAUCUUCCUGGGCAGAGCCGCUACACACGGGCUAAUCUAGCUAGCAAAAAGGACAGAAUUGAAUCACUUGAAAAGAGGCUUGAGAUAAACAGGGGUCACAUGACUACAGAAGCUAAGAGAGCUGCAAAAAUGGAAAAGAAGAUGAAAAUUUUGCUUGGAGGUUACCAAUCUCGUGCUAUGGGGCUCAUGAAACAGUUGAAUGACUUGUGGGAUCAAAUUGAACAGGCUCACUUAGAGUUACGCACUUUUGAAGAACUCAAGAAACAUGAAGAUUCUGCUAUUCCCCGGAGGCUAGAGUGCCUAAAAGAAGAUGUGCAGCGACAACAGGACAGAGAAAAAGAGCUUCAGCAUAGAUAUGCUGAUUUGCUGCUGGAGAAGGAGACUUUACAGUCAAAAUUCUGAAGCACAGUUUAUAUUCUGUCACAGGACAAAUUAAUUGCUGGUUUUCAUACUCUGCAAGGCUGAAACUGAUGUUUAUCUUCAUUGACAAAUUUACCCACCAUCUGUGGUUUCUCAGUUGUUUAUUUUAAAUGAUAUUGAUUUUACAUUCUAUGUUAAAGACUUUUAACCGGACAGGACAGAUAAGGGUUUGAAUUAUUAAGAUGAUCAUUCUUUUACCAAUGUCAUAUUUGCAAGAAUUUUUAGUUUUGGCCUUUUAAUUUAAAAAGCCUGACUCUAAAUUGUUGCCUGUGAGUAAACCCUUGAAUAAAAAUAAAAUAUAAAAAAUUGAGAAUGUAUCCUUUUGUUUGAAGUAACUAGAGUUUCCACAAAUCAACUGUGUACUCUGUGUCAUAUUUAAUAACUUGUAGGUAAUCAGAAUGACAAUUCAGUGUCUUAACUUUAGUUGUGAAGAGGCAAUCCUUUAUGACUUCAACAUAGAAUGGUCAUUUCUCUGCACUGACAAGAUUAACUUUUUAAUACCUCAGAAUUUUUUUUUCAGUGUUACUUUAGGGAAGGCCUCUUCUCUGCCAGCUACUUAAGACUGUGUAUGGAUUAUAACUUAAAAGAUUUAAUUUUCCUUGACCAGUUAUUUUCUUGUAAUUAUGUUUUUGACAAAGACAUUUUAAAGGUUGAUUUUAGCAAGGCCAUCAAAUUUCAUUAAAGCUCUGUAUUUGGCUUAAGCCAAACAGGUCAGUUGCAUAGCUAUAGAAUUUGGGGAAUGGGUAGAAGUAGGAAGAUUAAUUUUAUAGCAAUUCAUAUGAAAUCAUUUAGUACAGUAUUAGUUGCUUACAAGCUCAGUAUAGGCCAAAUUAUGUGUUGGACUCACCAAAAAAGUUUGCUCAAUCUUAGAAGUUAGGGACUAGAAGGAGAAAGAAGGGACUCAUUCAUUCAUCUGUUCAUUCAUUCACUCAUUCGCCAGCUGUGUAUUGUGCUGGAGUCUUGGGGAUAGAACAAUGAUUCACAUAGUCUUGGUUCUGGUUUUGUGGCCUGUACAGUCUGUUGAGAAUGAUAGACAAUUUAAAAUCCACAUGUUUAUUGGGUGACUCUUAUGUGUCAGUCAUUUAAAUAUUGGAGAUGGGCGGUUAUUAAAACGAAGUUCUUGUUCUCACAGAGUGACAAUUGUUGGGAGGGAAUACUAAACAUCGAGGGAAAGUUCAGAUCAUGAAUUUUAGAUUUUAUGGAGGAAAUUAAAAUAGGACAAUAUGAUCAAAGAGAUCACUUGAAAGAUCUAACAUUUAAGAUAACGUUGAAUUGCCACUUUAGGAAGAGCCAUCCUUGUGAGAUUCAAGGAAAGCAAAUCCUAGGCAGAGUGAAUAGCUUGCACAAGCCUCUGGUGUGUCUGAGGAACAAAGGAGGAACAUUAUGACUGGGGUGUUAAGAGGGGUGUUGAGUAGGCCCACACGUAUGAAGACAUGGUAUGAAAUUGGGUCUUAUUUCAAGUACAAAGGGAAGCUAUGAGAACAUUCUAAACAAAGGAAUGACAGAUCAGAUUUGGUUUUAGAAACAUUACUCUGGCCAUUAUUGUGUAAUGUCUCAGUUUGAGGUAGGGAAGCUAGUUAAUUUAGGAGCCCUACUCAGUAAACUGAACAAAUAGUAAUAGGGUCUCAAACUAGGGUUGAGGCAGGGUGAGGUGGGGUUGGAGGAUGGAGCUAGGUGGAGAGAUUUGAGAAGUAAUACUUAUGUAGUCUUAGGCCAUAAAUUGAUAUUUUUCUGAUAUCUAGUCAUUUAGUUCUACUUUUUCUAGUAAUUUUUCCUGGGUUUUCUAAGAAAUACUCAGUAUCCUCUAUGGAUAAUGGUAAUAUUUCUUAAAUAUGUUCAUUUCAUUUUUAUUGCAUGUUUUGUUGACUGAUAUGUUUAGAACAAUGUUAAAUGAUGAUGAUGGUGGAUAUUGUUUUGUUUCUGGUUUUAAUGGGAAUAUGCAUAGUGUUUUAAGUUGGCUAUUUGACUUACAUGUUCUUUAUAUAGAUAGUAUCUCUAUUUUUAACUUUCAAAGAUUUUGAAUUAGAAAUGGCUCUUGAAUCUUGUCACAUAGACUUUGGGGGCAUCUGUUAAGAUGAUCAUAUAGUUUUUCUCAUUUUGGUAUGUUGAUGACUUACAUUAAUGGACUUUGCAACAUUAAACCAUCUGUACUCCUGGAACCAGGUGGAUUCAUUUUUAAAAAUUGUUUUUAAACACUUCAUUGUUUAUUUGCAUUUAUGUAGUUGAAUUAUAAGGGUUUGAAAUAGUUGAUCUAAUAAUAAAGACUCAUUUUGUUGUCAGAA
Sciurus carolinensis (gray squirrel) is the source of this 4841-nucleotide messenger RNA. RefSeq names its product cell division cycle 5 like (gene Cdc5l). The coding region runs from base 133 to 2541 and encodes 802 amino acids. Gene Ontology annotation, cellular component: spliceosomal complex; Prp19 complex. Gene Ontology annotation, molecular function: DNA-binding transcription factor activity, RNA polymerase II-specific; RNA polymerase II transcription regulatory region sequence-specific DNA binding. Gene Ontology annotation, biological process: regulation of transcription by RNA polymerase II; mRNA splicing, via spliceosome. NCBI's taxonomy places the organism in Eukaryota, Metazoa, Chordata, Mammalia, Rodentia, Sciuridae. The record is from RefSeq and is a predicted model, not a curated record. The transcript is spliced from 16 exons.